Molecule: messenger RNA, 855 nt
Organism: Raphanus sativus (radish)
Lineage: Eukaryota; Viridiplantae; Streptophyta; Magnoliopsida; Brassicales; Brassicaceae
Exons: 4
Coding region: 1-855 (284 amino acids)
Source: RefSeq, a predicted model, not a curated record
AUGAAGAAGAAAGGCGGCAAGAGCGCCUCCUCCGGUCCUCACUUCCCUUCCCUCUUGAAGGGUCAGGACGUUGUCAAUCUUGCCACUCAGGCUCACGGCAAGAGUGAUCUAGUUAGAGCUUGUGCUGAAAACGAGAACCCCGAGACCGCUCCGGAGGGUUGGUUCUGCAAAUCAAAGAUCCUGUCAAGUUAUCUAGCAAACUUACCUAGAGCUCUCUACAGGAAGCUACAGCAUAGUCCUAACACUUGGGUAGCUUACACUACUUCGAGAGUUGGAUCAGCUAGGUUCCCUGAACGGUACCAAGCGUCCUUCCCUGAUUCAGUGACGGUUGCUGGUUUAGAAGUUUCUGAAGGUGAUUCCAUUCUCGAAGUUUCCUCCGGAGCAAGUACUUCUUCGAAGACUCAAUCACAGAAGAUGCCAAUUCAACCUUCCUUCCGUUCCAGGGGUAGAUCGACCAAGGCUGCCAGCUCCUCUAGAGGGAGUGAUAAGAACCAGGGGGGAUCCUUCCUCGACUCUGUGAAGGAGGUUCUUGAUGAAGGAGGCUCUGCCCCUGCUAAAGGUGUCGUCUCUUCGGAACCCAAGGUUCAGGAAGUUGGCCUUCCCUCCGAGGUCCCGAUGACUGAAGCUGAUCCUCAAGUAAUGAGGGACCCUCCGGAGUCUGAGCCCCCGAGGAACAAGAGGUCCCGAACCGACCAGAUUGAUAGACCUUCGAGGUCUUCCUCCUCCUCCUCUAGAGGAGGAACUGUUGGCUGGACCUUUUCUCAUUCAAAGCCUGGAUCGCUGGCUGGAGCUAUAACAGAGCUCAAUUCAAGUUUGAGGACGCUGUACACAAUGCUCCUAGCGCUGAGGAAUUAG